AACGGCUAAGAUUAAGUCGGGCAGUGCUAUCGCUUGCCGUCGACCUUCCAAGAUUGGCUCCAACCGCGCAGCCGCAGCGACGUUUACGCCGUAACUCGACCGCACGCGGCUGCCGCGCUCGCUCCUUCGUCAUCGCCACUACCUGCUUCAAGCUCAGCGGUGCUCAUUGUUGCUCGUCCUCGGUCGUUGACGGUGCUGUCUCUCAAGAAUAACCACUGCACCACGUCUGCACAACAGAAGCACUGAACGGAUACCAAAUCACUGGACUGCAGAGGAACAAGCUGGAUCCUGACUGCCUUUUUGGGUCUUCAAUACCACCAACUACACACCGCCGACCCGGCUCGUUGAAACAAUGUCGCAGUCUCUUGCAGCCGAUCUCUCGGCGUUCAAAAACAGGCUGAAGGCCCAGCCCGUGUUGCAGAAACGGGUGAUUGUCGACUCGGCCGCGAACUCGUCGAACAACUCGGAGGAUGAAGGACGGAAGCGGAAGAAGGUCAAGACCAGCACUGUGUUCUCGCAACCGGCUGAUACCGGGAUCGGAAGUCAUAUGCUGACGCAAUUGCAUCAUGCGGUCGAAUAUGUUAAAGAUCAAGACAGACCGGUGACGGUCAAGGACCUGCAGAGCUAUCUCAACGGCGCAGGUGGUCCCGAGCUUCUGGUGCAUCUGCAACACAUUGAACGAAUCAUCUACGACCCCGUGAAGCGAACGUACGAGUACAGACCACUACACAACAUUCGCACCGCAGAGGGUCUGCUUGCAUUCCUGCGCCGACAGCAGACCUUUCGCGGGUUAUCAGUCAAGGAGCUACAAGACGGCUGGCCCUCUUGUGGAGAAGCGAUUGACAAGCUCGAAGCCGCCGGCGACAUCCUCGUGUUGCGAACGCGGAAGGAAGGCACGCCGCGGCUGGUGUGGGCAAAUAUGGGCGGCGAGAUGGGCGGCGUGGAGGAAGAGUUCAAGUCGAUGUGGAACAGGCUGCCGAUACCGUCUGCGGCGGAAUUGCCAGGGAAGUUGGAGGAGGUCGGGCUGAAGCCGACGAGUGUGGAUCCUGCGACAGUGAAGAAGGCGGGAAAUAUGCAUGAGAAGAAGCAGAAAAAGCCGCGGAAGGGAAAAAUCACAAAUACUCAUAUUCCCGGUGUGCUCAAGGAUUUUGGAAGGGUAUAGACUGCAUAUUAUAUAGUUAGAGAUCAUUAGCAUGAAGGUAAUGAACAAUUUUGUCGAGUCUGGGAGUCUGUCGUUGUCAGAAGAUUCUUCUGAUAUGGCUGGGCCCAAAAAUUUUGUAUAGUAUAGUAAUAGAUGACAUGUUUGACCCUUUAUAUUAUCCGAUCAAUAAUCAGUAGCGCUGCUUGCUCUGAUUCGACGAGAGG
Messenger RNA from Myxozyma melibiosi, 1365 nucleotides. Its product is annotated as TFIIE beta subunit core domain-containing protein. Bases 353 to 1162 code for a protein of 269 amino acids. The transcript is spliced from 3 exons. The record is from RefSeq and is a predicted model, not a curated record. Gene Ontology annotation, cellular component: transcription factor TFIIE complex. Gene Ontology annotation, molecular function: TFIIH-class transcription factor complex binding. Lineage: Eukaryota; Fungi; Ascomycota; Lipomycetes; Lipomycetales; Lipomycetaceae. Gene Ontology annotation, biological process: transcription initiation at RNA polymerase II promoter.